GAUCUACGCUAUCAGCCCACAUAAGCUUUUUAAUAUCAUCAGAAGUACACUUUUCAAAUCACUUUCCGACAUCAUGGUAACUCCACGCAGUGCAAAGAAGGCCGCCCGCAAAAGCAGUUCGAGGUCAGCGAAGGCUGGCCUCAUCUUUCCCGUGGGCCGUGUUGGCUCACUCCUCCGCCGAGGCCAAUACGCUCGCCGCAUUGGUGCCUCAGGUGCUGUGUAUCUGGCCGCCGUGCUUGAGUACCUGACAGCUGAGCUCCUGGAGCUUUCUGUGAAGUAUUCUACGAUGUUAGAUAAGAAGAAGUACCGCCUGUCUCCGCGCAUUCUCACGAUGGCUGUCCGCAAUGAUGCUGACCUCGGCGAGCUACUCAAGCACGUGACUGUUUCUCAUGGUGGUGUGGUGCCAAGCGUAAACAAAGCUCUUGCAAAGAAAUACAAAGGAAGCAAACGCAGCAAGGUUGCUCAUGCCGCUUAAAAAGUCCGUAUGCUUCUUCUUGCAAGGAUUUCAUAGAUGCUUUUUUUCUGAUUAUUAUUUUUCUUUUUUUACUUUUUUUUUCGGGGUAAAAAUACAAUUUCUCUCAGUCAAUGAUCAAAUAUAUAUAAGAAGGUAA
Messenger RNA from Phytomonas sp. EM1, 611 nucleotides. Lineage: Eukaryota; Euglenozoa; Kinetoplastea; Trypanosomatida; Trypanosomatidae. The record is from the annotation of a GenBank genome assembly.